AAAUCAUGUAUUGUAUCUUUUGCAUUUAACAUGUGGGCCAUCUCAUCCAAAUACGGCAACCACCUAUAUUAAUGUAGCAAUGAUGGAAGAAGGGUUAGGAAAUGUUCAUGUUGCUCUUCGAUAUCUCCACGAGGCCGUCAAGUGCAACCAAAGACUACUUGGAGCUGAUCAUAUACAGACUGCUGCCAGCUACCAUGCCAUUGGUAUUGCUCUCUCCUUGAUGGAAGCCUACUCCUUAAGUGUUCAACAUGAUCAAACUACACUACAAAUAUUGCAGGCAAAACUAGGAUCUGAGGACCUACGUACACAGGAUGCGGCUGCAUGGCUCGAGUACUUUGAGUCUAAGGCUUUAGAGCAGAAAGAGGUCGCACGGAACGGUACUCCAAAGCCUCAUGCAUCAAUCUCCAGAAAAGGCCAUUUAAGUGUAUCAGACCUUUUGGAUUAUAUAACCCCAGACUCAGAUAUGAGAGCAAGAGAUGCCCAAAAGAAAGCUCGUGCAAAGAUUAGGGGCAAACCAGGCCAAAAUUGGGAGACAACCUCAGAUGAAUAUCAGAACGAUGAGGUUCCUUCACCGACUUCUCCUGCUAUGGAGAAUUCUAGUGAUAAAGAAAACAAAUCUGAAGCUGAGUUCGUGGAAUCCGGUAACGAGAAAGCUGAUUCACUGCAAGCAGAUAAGCUUGUGUUGGUUAAAAAUGUUGAUCAAGAACAGGAUGACAUAUCAGAUGAAGGAUGGCAAGAGGCUGUUCCUAAAGGUCGUUCACCUGCAGCUCGUAAAUCUUCUUCUUCUUCAAGGAGGCCAAGUUUAGCCAAACUGAAUACGAACUUAAUGAAUGUGUCGCAAUCCUCAAGAUACCGGGGAAAAUCUAAUAAUUUUACAUCUCCAAGAACAAGCCCCAAUGAGCCUAAGCUUCAGGUGGACCUAGUCCUUCAUCUUCGAAAAAGUUCUUUAAAAGUUCAAGCUUCAGUCCACAAAGCAGUGGCAGAGCAGUUGCCGAAAGGAAAUCCUCUUCCUGAUCAAAAUGCUCAGGCAAGCCAGGAGACAGCAUCAGAUGCCACACCACCGAAGGAGUCAAAUACUGCUAGUUCAAAAAUCAAAGCAUCGGAUACUGGAGAUAAAUGCCAAGUUAUAUGGUCCAACUUAGAACCUUCGGUUGUUGUAAAUGAAAAUGCAGCUCAAUUACCAGCGAACGAGGCCUCUAAUCCCUCAGGAAAAGUGUUUGAUGAAGAUCCACAAGAGCUACCAGUUGAAGAUAGUGUUAAGCAGUUUCUAGUUGAAGGCGAAAAGUCGGAUGAAGCAGAGAUUGGUAAAGAGACUAAAAAGAAACUUUUUGCAGCUGCACCCCCAUUUAAUCCAUCAACAAUUCCAGUUUUUAGCUCAGUUACAGUUCCUGGUUUCAGGGAUCCCGGAGGACUCCUGCUCCCUCCAGUGCAUAUACCUCCAAUGCUUCAACUUCAAGUUAACUCUGGCCGUAGAUCACCUCAUCAAUCUGCAACGGCUCGAGUUCCAUAUGGACCUAGGCUCUCUGGAGGCUUUAACAGAUCCGGAAAUCGUUUUCCACGAAACAAAUCUAGCUACCACAGCAGUGAACCUUCUGGAGAAGGGAACCUGUACAGUCCUCCGAGAAUAAUGAACCUACAUGCAGCUGAAUUUGUAUCUGGACAACCUUGGUUGGUUCCUAAUGGUUACCCUGUCUCUCCAAAUAGUAUGCCAAUUUCGCCAAAUGAUUAUCCCGUGCUCCCAAUGACGCUAAAUGGUGUUUCCGUGACUCAAAAUGGAUACCUCACAACCCCUAUAGAAACAGCAGAAUCACCAGCUGUUGUAACUGAUGACAUUGGAGCUGAAAACAAAAGUGAAGCAGUACCAGUGGAGCAGACUCCAGAGAUUUCCUCCACAGAAGUCAUAGGUGAAAACCAUUCAAGCGAGCAGAAACCAUCGAAAGAUCAAUCUUUUGACAAUGAAAACAAGCUUCCUGAAAAUGAAGGAAAGCUUACAGAUGUGGUUCCUUUGACCGGUAGUGUUACUUCAGGAAAAGAAGCUUACAGUGAAAUACAAGUUGAUGCGACAUUAGGCAAAUGCUGGGGAGAUUACAUCGAUGGUGAAGCCGAGAUUCUUGAGGUUACCGGUGAUGGUUACAGCGAGCUGCGGCAGCACCACGAGCGACCCGGGAACAAUGAAAUGCAAGAAAAAACUGAUGCUCGUGCACUGCAGUUUCAAAUGCAUCAGGUUUCCACUGCUCUGGCAUUCAAAGUUUAA
This is a messenger RNA of Hibiscus syriacus, 2254 nucleotides long. RefSeq names its product protein TSS-like. The record is from RefSeq and is a predicted model, not a curated record. The transcript is spliced from 8 exons. Gene Ontology annotation, biological process: organelle organization. Lineage: Eukaryota; Viridiplantae; Streptophyta; Magnoliopsida; Malvales; Malvaceae. Gene Ontology annotation, molecular function: protein binding. Gene Ontology annotation, cellular component: cytoplasm. Bases 80 to 2254 code for a protein of 724 amino acids.